AUGGGUUUCGAGUUAAAGGCUGCUGUUCCACGGCUGGCCUCCACCAUUCUCCUCCUCGCUCGAAGCCCACAGCACGCCGUAUCGCAGCAGCGGCGGACGACGAGCAACAAUGCUUCUCGGGAGAAUGACCUUCACGUUCUCAUGAUGAAGCGGCACAGCAAGGCACGCUUCAUGCCGAGCUUCUACGUGUUCCCUGGCGGUGGUAUCGAGGGCAUCGAUUACGCCACGGCGAAGCACUACCUGGCGGCGAACUACCACGUGCAUCUGCAGGAUGCAGAGGACAAGAAGAUGACGCAGGACUUCCUUGAGUCGUGCGCGCAACCGUCCGCUGUAGAAGCAGAGGUGGAGGCGUGGGCCUGUCGCGUUGGGGCACUGCGCGAGCUCGCCGAGGAGACUGCGUGUGUUUUGCGAAGAGAUGGUCACAUCUGUACGGUGGCCCAGUGGAUCAAGUGGCAGAAGUCACGCGAUGCGAGUGCAGCAGACCGCGCGUCCACUGGUUCCGUCUCGUCCCUCUCCGCGACGCCGCUUUCCAUCUACGACCUUCCUGCCGUCUCGAGCCUCCGUCCCGUUGCGCGGUGGGUGUCGCCGCGACAGUUCAAGCACCGCUACGACACCUACUUCUAUGCUGCUCUUGUGGACUCUGCUCUGGUCAGCGCAGAGUCACACGAAGAGGUGCCCAUGCCAUGUUCCACUCAGACAUUUAGUGGUAAUGAGGCAAAUCCUGGUGCGGCGGUUCGUCACAUCCCACCACAGGAGCUGCCGCUCCUCGGACAGGCCAGUGAAGUUUCGGAGCUGCUCUGGGUAAGUCCGCUGGAGGCGCUGCGACGACAUGAGGACACGAGUGAUUCCUUCUCACUGGCACCCCCGACGUAUCUGAUAUUACACGCGUUGUCUCUGCAGCCAGGCUUUGUGUCGAUGGCAGCGGCCUGGGAAGCAGAGCCACCCUCUCCGGUAGACGCUGUGGCAAAGUCGUUAGGCGAACUGCCGUACAGCAGCGUACUGCCGUGCGUGGAGCCGAUCAGCACCACAACGGAGGACGGACACCGCAUUAUCGACUUUGCGCUGCCGGCACGCUACUUCCACGAAACGGGCUGGUCUAUGGCGGAGGGCGAGUACCUUGUCCCUGGCGCGAACUUUGCCGAGUACAGGCACUUCAUUCGCGUGUUUGUUGGCCGUGCUGGAGUACCACAAGUAGGUGGCGCCACGGCGGACAGGGCAUACGUCAUCCUCCAUUGA
Messenger RNA from Leishmania braziliensis MHOM/BR/75/M2904, 1236 nucleotides. RefSeq lists its product as hypothetical. Gene Ontology annotation, molecular function: hydrolase activity, acting on acid anhydrides, in phosphorus-containing anhydrides. Bases 1 to 1236 code for a protein of 411 amino acids. Gene Ontology annotation, cellular component: mitochondrion. The record is from RefSeq and is a predicted model, not a curated record. Lineage: Eukaryota; Euglenozoa; Kinetoplastea; Trypanosomatida; Trypanosomatidae. The transcript has a single exon.